This is a messenger RNA of Kickxella alabastrina, 1468 nucleotides long. RefSeq names its product IPP transferase-domain-containing protein. Bases 42 to 1394 code for a protein of 450 amino acids. Gene Ontology annotation, biological process: tRNA modification. Gene Ontology annotation, molecular function: tRNA dimethylallyltransferase activity. The transcript is spliced from 4 exons. The record is from RefSeq and is a predicted model, not a curated record. Gene Ontology annotation, cellular component: mitochondrion. NCBI's taxonomy places the organism in Eukaryota, Fungi, Kickxellomycota, Kickxellomycetes, Kickxellales, Kickxellaceae.
GCAGCAGCAGCAUACACUGACAGAUAAAAUAAAUAAACACAAUGGAGCUGAUUCGCAAGGGUCUGAUCGCGAUCACUGGAACCACAGGUGUCGGUAAGUCGCAGCUCGCGAUAGAGCUGGCCCGCAAGCUCAACGGCGAGGUCAUCAACGCAGAUGCCCUGCAGGUCUACAAGGGCUAUGACAUUAUCACCAACAAAGUCACUGCUGAAGAAAUGCUUGGCGUCCCGCACCAUCUCCUGGAUUUCAAAGAAUACACUGUGCAAGAGUUUGAGCGCGACGCAUUGCAAAAGAUCCACGAGAUCCACGGGCGCAACCGCGUCCCCAUCCUGGUUGGCGGCACAAACUACUACAUACAGUCGGUGAUGUUUCAAAAAGAACCGGGAUCGCCCCAAGGCGGUAGCACUGGUGUGCAGCCGAAUGACCACAGCUUCGAGCAGUCUCAGGUGGACAAGAGCAAUCAGCAGCUGUGGGAGGAGCUAAAGUCCGUUGAUCCUAUAAUGGCCGAGAACUGGCACCCCAACAACCGCCGAAAGAUCCUGCGCAGCCUCGAGGUGUUGCACACCACAGGAAGAAAGCACAGCGAAUGGGUCGCAGAUAGCGAGGAAGCGCGCAGAAAGGAGGAAACACUGCGAUUCCCCACCCUGCUAUUUUGGCUGUACGCAGACACCCCCGUGCUCAAUCAGCGCAUAGAUAACCGGGUUGGCGAUAUGAUUGAGCGCGGCCUGUUCGGCGAGCUUGGCCAGCUUGCCAAGGACCUGAGUGAUCCGCGGGCGGAGUUUGAGGCUUAUCUCAAGGCGGCUGCGACCGACUCCAAGACGUCCGAAUUGGAGUGCGAGCAGCUGAAAGCAAAGGGCAUCGAGGACAUGAAGACAUCGACUAGGAGGUAUGCCAAGCGGCAGAUAACAUGGAUUCGCAACAAGUUGAUUCCAGAGUGCAGAUCGACGCUGGGAAAGUCCACCAGGGCACACCCGUUUGUGCUGGACGCAACAGACCUGGGCCAAUGGAAGUCAGAGGUCAUGAACAAGGGACUGUCUAUUGCCCAGAAGUUUGUUGGCAGCGCGCAGUUGCCUGAAGCGGCAGCAGUUUCCGACACCGCAGCAAGGCUCCUUGCUGAGGUCAAGGAGAAGCCCAACUCGAUACUGGCAUGGAAGAGGCACUUUUGCAGUGUAUGCUCAAAAUCCGCCGAGGAGACGCCCAACGGCGUUGCGCUGGAGGUCUGGCUGAAUGGCGACGACGAGUACAACCAGCACAUGCACUCGCGACAGCACAAGCACAACAUCAAGCAUCGCAAAAGGGUAUCAUCCUGGCACAAAAAGGACGGCGACGAUGCAAGAGGCUGUGACGCGCCCUUGUCGAAGCGAGCCAACACGAAUCUCGAAUCGACCGGCGACUAGAAGAGACACUGACACACUUUACAGCAUUUGACUGAGUAAUGUUCACUUUUAAGAAGAAAAAACCACAAUAAAAU